This is a messenger RNA of Pelodiscus sinensis (Chinese soft-shelled turtle), 2883 nucleotides long. It is a transcript of the gene WNT3, whose product is annotated as Wnt family member 3. Gene Ontology annotation, cellular component: extracellular region. Gene Ontology annotation, biological process: neuron differentiation; multicellular organism development; canonical Wnt signaling pathway. Gene Ontology annotation, molecular function: frizzled binding; cytokine activity. The record is from RefSeq and is a predicted model, not a curated record. Lineage: Eukaryota; Metazoa; Chordata; Testudines; Trionychidae.
GGCUUGGAGAGGUGCGUUUCUGACAAGAGAGAAAGUCAUUCUGCACUUCAAGGGACUUUGUUGGACUGUUUAGGGUGAGGGGGGAUACUUCAUUUUCACCCUUCAUGGUUUUCUGAAAACUUCACUGAGGUUUUCCCUUGCACCAGUCUGGACUAAUGGAUUACCAUCUGCUUGGAUUAAUUUUAUUUUUUCUCUUCAGUGGCACAAAGGUCUUAGCCGGGUACCCAAUUUGGUGGUCCCUCGCGUUAGGCCAGCAAUACACCUCGCUGGGGUCCCAGCCCAUCCUGUGCGGCUCCAUCCCUGGCCUGGUCCCCAAGCAGCUCCGCUUCUGCCGGAAUUACAUCGAGAUCAUGCCCAGCGUGGCCGAGGGAGUCAAGCUGGGCAUCCAGGAAUGUCAGCAUCAGUUCCGAGGCCGGCGCUGGAAUUGCACCACCAUUGACGACAGCCUGGCCAUCUUCGGGCCAGUCCUGGACAAAGCCACGCGAGAGUCUGCCUUUGUCCAUGCAAUUGCUUCAGCUGGUGUGGCCUUCGCUGUCACCCGCUCCUGUGCUGAGGGCACCUCCACCAUCUGCGGCUGCGACUCGCACCACAAAGGGCCACCAGGUGAUGGCUGGAAAUGGGGUGGCUGCAGCGAGGAUGCUGACUUUGGUGUUCUGGUUUCCCGGGAGUUUGCAGAUGCCCGAGAGAACCGACCCGAUGCCCGAUCAGCCAUGAACAGGCACAAUAAUGAAGCAGGGAGAACGACGAUCCUGGAUCACAUGCACCUGAAGUGCAAGUGUCAUGGUCUCUCAGGAAGCUGCGAGGUGAAGACCUGCUGGUGGGCGCAGCCAGAUUUUCGGGCCAUUGGUGACUACCUUAAAGACAAGUAUGACAGUGCCUCCGAAAUGGUGGUGGAGAAGCACCGUGAGUCGCGGGGCUGGGUAGAAACCCUGAGGGCCAAGUAUGCGCUCUUCAAGCCCCCCACAGAGCGAGACCUGGUAUACUAUGAGAAUUCCCCUAAUUUCUGUGAGCCCAACCCAGAGACCGGCUCCUUUGGGACCAGAGACAGAAUGUGCAAUGUCACCUCCCAUGGGAUCGAUGGGUGCGACUUGCUCUGCUGUGGGCGUGGACACAACACCAGGACUGAGAAGCGGAAAGAGAAGUGCCACUGCAUCUUCCACUGGUGCUGCUACGUGAGCUGCCAGGAGUGCGUCCGCAUCUACGACGUCCACACCUGCAAGUAACAGCAUGGCCGGUUGCCAGCCGAGGGGACGUCAUGCCAGAGCAGGGGGCCAGCCAGUGUCUCACUCAACCUGGGAUCAUCCUCACACAGUGGCCUCAUGCAUAACAGGAAAGCCAAAAUGUACCUGAAACUGGGCCAUGAGGUAUAUUGAGGCAAGUGUUCCCUUCACGAAUCCCCAGCCAAACUGAGAGCAAAGCUGAAGUUUAGCUUCUGUGUGUGAGACUCUUCCAUGGGCCCUACCCAAUUCAGUACAUUUUGGUCCAUUUCAUGGCCAUAGGAUAUUAAGAGACUACAUUUCAUCAUUUCAUCAUUUGAAGUUUCAGGGUGCUGUAACUGUCGGGGUGCUGACCCAAAGAAGAGCUGGGGAAUGACAAGGUUAUGAUGGGAGAAUGCAGCGCUGCUUCCCUUUCUUCUCAGCUGCUGCUGGUGGCAGCGCUGCCUUCAGUGUUGGGCAGCUGAAGAGUGGUGGCUGCUGGCUGGGAGGCAGAGCUCGCUGCCAGCAGCAGCACAGAAGGCAGGAUGGCUUGGUAUAGUAUUGCCGACCCUUCUGUACUGCUGGUGGCAGAGCUGGGGCCUCAGUCAGCAGCUGCCACUCUGAAAGCAGCAGCACUGAGGGUGGCGUGAGAUGGUAUUGCCACCCUUACCUCUGAUGGGGCGCGGCCUUCAAACUGGGCACCUGGCACAGCAGCUGUUGCUCUGUGGCCAUCCAGUUCCGAAGGCGACUAUUAGAAUGGGUGGCAACCCUGUGAUUCCCCUGAAAUAGCCUUGGGGCCUGCCAACAGCUCCCUUUUGGGCCAGGACCCCCAAUUUGACAAACUCCCAUCACCCCAGGAAGUCUGUAUCAAAGGGCAAACGCUCACAAAACACCAGAUUUCAUGGGCCAUGAUGCAUUUUUCAUGGCUCUGAAUUUGGUUGGGCCCUACUAAGAGAUGUCUCCCAGGCUGGAAGAAGGCAGCUCAGUGCUUUAGAUGCACCAUAGCCACCUCAGGUCACCUAAUGACUGAUUUUUAGCUUUUCAUCACACCCGGUCCUUUCCCAGCACCUAGCUCCAGCUUGCUCUAGGAGGGUUUCCAGCUAGUACACUAACAGCUGCUUUUGCUGCUGGCUGCUACCAUAAUCCCAAUGCCAUUGCUGUCUCCGCUGCUAGUGUUUGCGAACACUGGCUGACUUACUAGCACACCCGGCCUCGAUGCUCUCCCCUCCCCCCACUCACAGGGAACAGGCUGAAUACUUCAAGUACAUGACUUUAAACAAAGUUCCUUCCUUUUUUUAAUCAAGAAAAAAGAUAUUUAAUAAAAAGCACAUUUAUUGCCUUGUAAUUAUUUCUCCUGUAACCCAUUAUUCUAGUACAGACUGGAAAAUCCUACCCAUCUGCCUGCUGUAUCCAAAGUUUUGUACAAAGUUGUAGAGGUUGUUGAUUUUUAAAAUUUUAUAUUCAGAAAAUUCUCUUUCUAUGAGCAUUAUUUAUUAUACAAUGUAUAUACCUUUGAGUUAACUAAGAUUAUAUAUUAUAUAAAUAUCUAAAUCUAUAUAUAUUUGGAGAAAAAUAUAUUUCAACCUGCUUUUUGUUGUUGCCCUGUUAAGACAUUAAAGAGAAGGUAAAUUAACUUAAAUGGACCCCGAGAGCCUGUGUUGUUCACUUGUUAUGGAGCCUUGAGAGA